AGAAGUGCACCAAUAUAAUUGUAAGUUCCCCAAAACAUGCAUUUUGAAUUAAUUGAGAUUCAGGUGUAGAAUGCUGAACUAUUCACUGAUAUCUGGUGAUUGUUUGUCCAAAAUUAUCUGAUGGGAAAAAUAUAACAUUCUAUCCUGACCAAAGGUGACUGAACUUUAUCUGUACUUUAAAGUAAACAAGUUAAUGCAAAUGCAACCUAAAUGGGGAAUCUUGAGGCAGGUGGAUAGCUCUUUACAACUGGGAGAGGAAGCUCAGGUACCAUCUGAAACCUCUUUGGUGCAAGACCUGAUAGGUUCAAGCUUAACCAUCAAUCCUUAAAGGAUUACUGAAGGACGUACAAUAGCUGUAUCAAGAACCAUUCCAUCGCUACAUUUAACCACCUCCUGACCACAUUGAUCAUUGAACAAAGAACAUAAAAAAGUGCAGCACAGGAAUAGGCCAUUUGGCCCACAACAUCUGUGCUGCACAUGAUGCCAUGGUAAAUGAUCUCAUCUGCCUGCACAUCUCCCCAACUCUCUCCAUUUCCUGCAUAUUCAUGUGCCUAUCUAAAAGCCUCUUCAAUGCCAUGAUUGAGUCUGCCUCCAUCAUCAACACAAGCACCCACCAUCCUCUGUGGAAUAAACCUGUCCCCCGUAAAGGCAAGAAGACACUAAUUGGUGUUAUCUACAGACCCCCAAAUAGUAGCCCGGAUGUAGGGUGUAAGUUGCAGCAGGUGUUAAAACUGGCAUGUAACAAAGGUAAUGCCACUGUGGUGAUGGGGGAUUUCAAUAUGCAGGUAGACUAGGAAAAUCAGGGUGGUUCAGGACUCCAAGAAAGAGAGUUUGUACAGUGCCUCCGAGGUGGAUUCUUAGAGCAGACCAGAGAAAAGGCAAUUCUGUAUUUAGUGUUGUCUAAUGAACCAGAUUUGAUAAGAGAACACGAGGUAAAGGAACUGCUUGUAGUGAUCAUAAUAUGAUUAGUUUUAAUCUGCAAUUUGAGAAGGAGAAGGUUAAAUCGGAAGUGGCAGUGAUGAAGUUGAACAAAGGGGACUAUGAAGGCAUGAGAGAGGAGCUGGCCAAGAUAGACUGGAAAGGGAUCCUAGCAGGAAUGAUGGUGGAACAGCAAUGGCAGGAGUUUCUGGGCAUAAACCGGAAGACGCAGGAUCAUUUAAUUCCAAAAAGAAAGAAAGAUUCUAAGGGGAGUAGGAGGCAACCGUGGCCCUCAAGAGAAGUUAGGGAUAGAAUAAAACUAAAAGAAAAGAUGUAUAACACAGCAAAGAGUAGCCGGAAGCCAGAGGAUUCGGAAACUUUCAUAGGUCAACAGAAAGAAACAAAAUGGGCAAUACAGGCUGAAAAGAUGAAGCACGAGGGGAAACUGGCCAGGAAUGUAAAGAAGGACAGUAAAGGCUUCUUUAGACAUGUUAAGGGAAAAAGAAUAGCAAAGUCAAAUGUGGGUCCCUUGAAGGCAGACACAGGUGAAAUUAUUAUGGGGAACAAGGAAAUGGCAGAAGAGUUGAACAGGUACUUCGGAUCUGUCUUCACUAAGGAAGACACAAACAAUCUCCCAGAUGUAAUGGAGGACAGAGGAUCUAAGGGGGUGGAGGAACUGAAAUAAAUUUUCAUUAGGUGAGAAAUAGUAUUGGGUAGGCUUGUAGUGGCCAUUUGGCCUGUUUUGCAUAUCAUUGAGGAUGGCAUAUGCUUUUAAAUUUUAGACUGCCCGUUAUAUUGUGGGUGGGAUUCAUGAUGUGUUUUUGGGUGUUUGGAGCUUAGAUGCUUGUGCAGAAGUUUAGUUUUUAGUUUAGUUUGGAGAGACGAUGGGGAAAGUUAACCCGUCUACCAUGCGGGAUCAUGCGGAUCUUGCCAGUGUUACGGAGACACGAGGAGUUUACUAAUGUCUAAAGUAAUAAGCUGGAGUUCGAAGAAGAUUGUAGUAACGAGUCAGAAGAAACUUGGAUGUAUCUUACUGUUUUCUAUCAACAAUAAAGCAUUUAUUCAUCAAAAGACUGUAUUUUGAAGCCAUAUCUGAGAAGAAGCUCUGAAGGUCUCUGUGAGUGAGCUCGCAUGCGUUUAGAAGACACCCGCUUCAACCAUUCUCAACCAAAUAGCGGCUAGGGUGCUAAUUACCUGAAAGAUAUGAAAAUCUGCCACUACAGGCUAAUGGGACUGAAGGAUGAUAAAUCCCUGGGGCCUGAUGGUCUGCAUCCCAGGGUCCUCAGGGAGGUGGCUCUAGAAAUAGUGGAUGCAUUGGUGAUCAUUUUACAAUGUGCAGUAGAUUCAGGAUCAGUUCCUAUGGAUUGGAGGAUAGCAACUGUUAUCCCACUUCUCAAGAAAGGAGCGAGAGAGAAAAUUGAGAAUUACAGACCAGAUAGUCUGACUUCGGUGGUGGGAAAGAUGCUGGAGUCAAUUAUUAAAGAGGUAAUAAUGGGGCAUUUGGAUAGCAGUAAAAGGAUUAGACCAAGUCAACAUGGAUUUAUGAAAGGGAAAUUAUGCUUGACUAAUCGUCUGGAUUUUUUUGAGGAUGUGACAAGUAAAAUGGAUGAAGGGGAGCCAGUGGAUGUAGUGUAUCUAGACUUUCAGAAAGGUCCCGCACAGGAGACUGGUGACUAAAAUUAGAGCACAUGGUAUUGGUGGUAAGGUGUUGACAUGGAUAGAAAAUUGGUUCGAGCCACCACCGCCAUUCAUUGUGAUCAUGGCUGAUUGUCUCCAAUCAAUAACCCGUGCCUGCCUUCUCCCCAUAUCCCUUGAUUUCACUAGCCCCGAGAGCUCUAUCUAACUCUCUCUUUUAAAUCCAUCCAGUGGUUUGGCCUCCACCGCCCUCUGUGGCAGGGAAUACCACAAAUUCACAACUCUCUGGGUGGUCCCGUACUGUGUUCCCUUACUCCUAAAUACUUCUGUGCUCCACCAGAACCCUACAGUUUACUGUGCUGGUCCUGCCCACGCU
Molecule: messenger RNA, 2929 nt
Organism: Leucoraja erinaceus (little skate)
Lineage: Eukaryota; Metazoa; Chordata; Chondrichthyes; Rajiformes; Rajidae
Exons: 2
Coding region: 962-1603 (213 amino acids)
Source: RefSeq, a predicted model, not a curated record